AUGAGAGCGGUGCUGCAACGAGUGACGAGAGCUUCAGUCACAGUCGACGGAGAGGUCAUCUCGGAAAUAGGCCGAGGCCUACUCGUUCUCAUCGGGAUAGAUAAGAACGACCAAAAGUCUGACUCUGACAUACUUACGAAGAAGAUAUUAGGUGCGAAGCUGUUUGAAGAUCCAGGGGACGCAUGGGGGUCUUGGAAGCGGAGCGUGAAAGAUAUAGAUGGGGAGGUGCUGUGCGUCUCGCAAUUCACCCUCAUGGCGGUUUUCAAAGGCUCCAAGCCCGACUUUCACGAUGCCAUGCCCUCCACGGUCAGCCGGGAUUUCUACUAUAAUUUUCUGGAAGAUAUGCGGAAAACACACAAGCCGGAUAAGAUCAAAGAUGGCAAGUUUGGGGGGAUGAUGGAUGUUUCGUUACUCAAUGAUGGCCCAUUAACGAUCAUCCUCGACUCGCUCGACUCGCGCUCUGGCAAACCAAAACCAAGAGAUGGGCAGUCCACCCCAGCAUCGGGCGUUUCGGGAUCAGCCACCCCGGCCGGCGAUGGGGCAGAGGAGGAUCAGUCGCCAGAAGCGUACAAGGCGAGAGCAAAGGCCAAGGCGGAUAAGCGGGCCGCGAAUGCCAAGAUGUUUGCAGAGAGAAAGGCGGCCGAGGAGGCAGCGAAGAGCGCAGGAGGAGGGGCAGUGGGCGGAGCUGGGGCUGAGGCUUAG
Dioszegia hungarica is the source of this 702-nucleotide messenger RNA. Its product is annotated as D-Tyr tRNAtyr deacylase-like domain-containing protein. Gene Ontology annotation, molecular function: D-tyrosyl-tRNA(Tyr) deacylase activity. The record is from RefSeq and is a predicted model, not a curated record. The coding region runs from base 1 to 702 and encodes 233 amino acids. The transcript is spliced from 5 exons. Gene Ontology annotation, biological process: tRNA metabolic process. Gene Ontology annotation, cellular component: cytoplasm. NCBI's taxonomy places the organism in Eukaryota, Fungi, Basidiomycota, Tremellomycetes, Tremellales, Bulleribasidiaceae.